Molecule: messenger RNA, 804 nt
Organism: Sclerotinia borealis F-4128
Lineage: Eukaryota; Fungi; Ascomycota; Leotiomycetes; Helotiales; Sclerotiniaceae
Source: the annotation of a GenBank genome assembly
AUGUCUUCGUUCGGCGAGAAAAUAAACGCGCAACUCGAGGAUGCUGUGACAUGCGUCGAGAUAUUCCGCGCGCGACUGGAUGAGGCUGCUCGUCGAUCAAAACUCAAGAGUAAAGCAUUUUCCUCUCCAAAUGAAAUGGUUACAUUUAUCAUCGGUGUCGGCGAAGAUCAGGAGAAUUUUCUUAUCCACAAACAAGUGGCCUGCCAGCAUUCGGAAAUUUGGGAUAGAGCUUUCAACAGUUCGUUCAUCGAGGGACAGACGCAGACUUAUUGUGUUGAGGAUACGAAUGUGGAGGUUUUUCGAUUGUUGAUGCAAUGGGUUUACCAGGAAAAGUUUGACCAUGUCCACUCAGACCGAGGACAGGCAGGAUCCAGCGAAUGCAAAGGAGAGACGCAGCAAGAAUGUGCCGCGGAAGAUAUUUUGCUGGUGCAGCUCUGGAUCUUAGCGGAUAGAUUCCUGAUUCGAAAGCUUCAAAAUUAUACCAUGAACAUCAUGUUGAAAUCUCACAGAGGUUGUGGAGCAAUGGAAGAUAACUGUUAUCGGUAUUUGUAUGACAACACAGCGAAGGAUUGUGUUUUGAGAACUCUUGCGGUGGAGCAGAAAUGUUGGGAUAUUCACGACAUGUCUUCAUCGGCGGUGCUCGACGCUGAUUAUCCAGCACAAAUGUUGAAUGAUAUGGUGGUUGUCUUGCAAAGCCAGGUACCUAUCGGUGUGAAGAACAAGUGGCGUCAGAAUUCCGAAGAAAACAAGAGAAGAUAUCUUAUCGUGGAGGCUUCUGAUACCGGUAAGAAGCUAUCUCAUUGA